AUGCCAUCAGCCAUGCUCAGCCCGCCCUCCCCACUCGAACACCUCAAGGACCGCCUCGACGUCCCCAGGACUCCCUCACCCGCACACGGGACCAUCAAGCACAACGACCUCGGGUACCGGAAAGCCUCAUUCGCAGGCAAGGACAAGCACAAGGAGGCCGUCGUCGACAUUGUCGCCUCGAACGGAUUCCUCCCUGAGCUCCUCGUCCAGCCAGAAGUCGACUGGUUCUACAGCCAGCUCGGAAUCGACGACGGGUACUUCUCCCUCACCAGCCCGCAAGAAGUCGCAGACCAUGUCGAGAGUCUGUAUGGCGCCAAGGUGCAGGCGCACGCGAGCCACCAAGAUUACCUCGAGAUCAAGCUCGAGAAGGAGGGCGACAGCUCGGCCGUCUACAUCUUCACCUCUCCGCCAGGCGUCUCGCUUGCCAACGGCCCUCAGUACGAGCAGCGCAUCGACAGCCAAUACCUCGACAACUCGAACCCGACGGACGCAUGGCGCCUCGAGUCGUACCGCGCCGUCCCUCCCGUGACGACCAACGGCGACGACGCGAACGGCCACGCGCCCAUCGAGAGCGUCGCCGCCCAGCUCCGCUCGUACUUUGUCUCCAAGUGCGACUUUGUCGACACCAAGCUCGACGAGCAGGAACUCGUCAAGCCCGGCGUCAACAUUCGCGAGGUCGGAGACAAGACUUUCCUCGAGAAGGCGACCGACAACACGCUCGAGAUUUACCAGGAGUUGAUGGACGAGGCGCUGCGCAGGAUGGGCCCCGUUGUCGCGGCGUACGACGUCGAGAACAGCCGCGAGCGCAGGAUCGUCCUCGCGUACAAGCAGGGCGGCACCCGCAGCUUCUUCUCCGCCUUGUCCGACCUCUACCAUUCGUACGGGUUCUACUCGACCCGCAAAUACGUUGAGAAUCUCCGCAACGGCGUCACCAUCAUCUCGCUCUACCUCCACCCUCUUCAGGGCAUCCCCAACGAGGGCAACAUCCUCCAGAUCAUCAAGGAGUCGUCUCUCAUCUACGUUCUUCCCAACAACCCGCUCUUCACCGGUUCGCAGCUGUCGGUCCAGGAGUCUACCUACGCCUACUCCGCCUGGGUCUUCGCGCAGCACUUCUUGAACCGCCUCGGUCCCUCUUACGCUGCGCUCAAGAACAUCCUCGACGAGAACGACUCGGUUCAGGCCGGCGUCCUCUCCGACAUCCGUGCGCGCUUCCGUCAGGAAACCUUCACGCGCGCCAGUAUCCUCGAGUGCCUGCAGCAGUACCCGGACGUGAUUCGUCUCGCGUACAUCAGCUUCGCCUACACGCACUACUACUCGAACUACGGCAACAACCUCGUCCCGACGCUCUCGUAUGCCCGCCUCCAGACCGCCGAAGUCCUCACCUCGGACCAACUCAAGGCUCACAUCCGCAAGAACGUCCUCAACAAGCACGAUGCCCAGAUCCUCGAGAGCCUCGUCACCUUCAACAACGCGAUCCUCAAGACCAACUUCUUCACCAGCACCAAGGUCGCCCUCUCGUUCCGCCUCGACCCCGACUUCUUGCCCGAGUCCGAGUACCCCGUACGCGCGUACGGGUUGUUCCUUGUGGUCGGCGAUGGGUUCCGCGGCUUCCACCUUCGCUUCAAGGACGUCGCUCGUGGCGGUCUCCGCAUGAUCAUGUCGCGCAACCGCGAGGCGUACUCGGUCAACCAGCGCAGUCUCUUCGACGAGGUCUACGGUCUCGCUUCGACCCAGGCGCUCAAGAACAAGGACAUCCCCGAAGGCGGCUCGAAGGGCGCUAUCCUUCCCGACCUCGGCGCCAACCCCCAAACUUGCUUCUGCAAGUUUGUCGACUCGAUCUUCGACUUGCUCCUUCCCGGACGCACUCCGGGCGUCAAGGACAAGAUCAUCGACCUCUACGGCAAGGAGGAGAUCCUCUUUUUCGGUCCCGAUGAGGGCACGGCCAACUACAUGGCUUGGGUCGCCGACCACGCUCGCGCCCGUGGCGCACCGUGGUGGAAGGCUUCGUCGACCGGCAAGCCCGCGUCGACGCACGGUGGCAUCCCCCACGACAUCUACGGCAUGACGUCGCUCUCGGUUCGCGGGUACACGACCGGCAUCUACCGCAAGCUGGGCCUCAAGGAGGAGGAGAUUACCAAGGUCCAGACUGGCGGUCCUGACGGUGAUCUUGGAUCGAACGAGAUCUUGCUUUCGAAGGACAAGACCAUCACUAUCAUCGACGGCUCUGGCACGCUGCACGACCCGCAUGGCAUCAACCGCGAGGAGCUCAUCCGCCUCGCCAAGGCUCGCAAGAUGGUCGUCAACUUUGACCGCUCGAAGCUCAGCAAGGACGGCUACCUCAUCCUCGUCGACGACCGCGACGUCACCCUUCCCAAUGGCGAUGUCGUCGCGGACGGAACCGACUUCCGCAACACCGCCCACCUUCACUACAAGGCUGACAUUCUCGUCCCGUGCGGUGGUCGCCCCGAGUCGGUCAACGUCAACAACGUCUCGAAGCUGUGGGAUGCCGACGGCGUCACCAACUUCAAGUACAUCGUCGAGGGUGCCAACUUGUUCAUCACCCAGGGCGCGCGUCUCCAGCUCGAGAAGAAGGGCGUCGUUCUCUUCCGCGACGCAAGCGCGAACAAGGGCGGUGUCACGUCGUCGAGUCUCGAGGUUCUCUCCGGCAUGGCGCUCGAUGAUGCCCAGUUCAUCGACCUCAUGACCUCGGCUGGCAAAGACCGCCUUCCCGAGUUCUACCAGCAGUACGCGCGCUCGAUCCAAGAGACCAUCUUCAAGAACGCCACUGCCGAGUUCGAGACGAUCUGGGCUGCCCACGAGAAGACUGGUCGCCCCUUCACGCUUCUCUCGGACGACCUGUCUCGCAAGCUUGUUCAGCUUCAGGCGGAGAUGGAGGAGUCGACUCUCUACGACGACCAGCAGAUGAGGCGCGCCGUCAUGGAGCGCGCGCUGCCCAAGCUCCUCAUCGACACUGCCGGCCUCGACAAGAUCCUCGCCCGUCUUCCCGAAGCCUACAAGCACUCGGUCUUUUCGUGCUACGUCGCCUCGCACUUUGUCUACACGUACGGCAUCGACGCAAGCCCCAUCGACUUCUACCGCUUCCUCCGCUCCCUCACCCAGGACGAAAACUAG
This is a messenger RNA of Rhodotorula toruloides NP11, 3132 nucleotides long. Its product is annotated as glutamate dehydrogenase (NAD+). The transcript is spliced from 19 exons. Gene Ontology annotation, molecular function: L-glutamate dehydrogenase (NAD+) activity. Bases 1 to 3132 code for a protein of 1043 amino acids. NCBI's taxonomy places the organism in Eukaryota, Fungi, Basidiomycota, Microbotryomycetes, Sporidiobolales, Sporidiobolaceae. Gene Ontology annotation, cellular component: mitochondrion. The record is from RefSeq and is a predicted model, not a curated record.